This is a messenger RNA of Poecilia latipinna (sailfin molly), 2928 nucleotides long. Its product is annotated as receptor-type tyrosine-protein phosphatase-like N. The record is from RefSeq and is a predicted model, not a curated record. The transcript has 22 exons. Gene Ontology annotation, cellular component: secretory granule; synapse. The coding region runs from base 97 to 2631 and encodes 844 amino acids. Gene Ontology annotation, biological process: protein dephosphorylation; insulin secretion involved in cellular response to glucose stimulus; regulation of secretion. Lineage: Eukaryota; Metazoa; Chordata; Actinopteri; Cyprinodontiformes; Poeciliidae. Gene Ontology annotation, molecular function: protein tyrosine phosphatase activity.
GGCUGUUCUUCCUCCUCCUCCUCUUCCUCAGACAUGUGGAGCAGCUAAGCGCAGCAGCUUCCUCCUGCCGGAUCUACCGGGUCUACCGGAGCUGCCAUGAUGUCUUCGCGGCUCUGCGCCGCCCUCUGCCUCCUCCUCACCGCCUCCUGCCGCCUCUGCUCGGCCGCCCGACACGGUUGUUUGUUUGAGAAGAAGAUCUGUCCCAGAGGUCAGCUCUGCAGCGAUGACGGCCUGUUCGGCCAGUGCCGCUCUCCAGACCAGAAGCCGGUCCGGUACCGAGUCUCCGGCCCGGUUCUGCUGCGGCUGCAGGAAAUCCUGAAGGGCCUGAUGGUUCAGGGUCUGACCUGGAAUGACGAGCUGACCCAGUCCAUCAUCAGCCGGGAGCUGAGCCGGGUUCCUACCACCGACCCAGAUCUGGACCCAGACAUGGACCCGGAGGAGAACCCUCCCAAACCUUCCGUUUGGUUCCCCAGGUCCUCCAGGCUGCUGGGCCCGGCCCCUCAGACAGAACUGGACCCUGGAGGUCCAGCAGAACCCGAGCUGAUGCAGCAGUACCUGGACUACCUGGUUUUGGACCCAUACCAUCAGAACCAGAACCAGGAGCAGCGCUCCCUCAAGUCCCUGGACCAGAACCCGACCUUCCAGCGGGGCGACGCUCUGGACCGGGACCGGCUGCUGCUGCAGGACCUGCUGUCCCUCUACCUGUCCUCCUCGCCGGCACUGCCUCGUCACCGGGGGGCGCCGGCCGCCAGCUCCUCCCUGCUGCCUGACCUGGACAUCCCUCUGGACUACAACCAGGACUACAACUCCCAGGAUCCUCAGCUCAAGAAGCAGGAGCUGGAUAUCCUGUCAGGACUGGACGGGCGCUCCCUGCGCAGACUGUCUCUGCUGCUGGACGGUUUGGACCCGUCUGCAGUGUGGCAGGACCAGCGGUUGGACUCGUCCUCUGUCCCCCAGCAGAGCGCAGCAGAUCGCCUGGGAGACGGCGCAGCAGCCAAGCAGAAGCUCACAGAGGCCUUAAUGGCAUAUAAAGCGGCUCUCCAGGAGGCUCCGCCCCCAACCGCCAGGCCACCUGGAGGACAGAAGGAGCCAGCCAAUCAGGACGCAGGAGGCGUAGCUAAGCUGUCCGGACACACCAAUCAGAGCGCGGUCAAACCGGCCGUCACCUUCAGAACCAGACCCAACUCCAGGAACCUGACGGUUGCACACCAACCAGUUGCAGGGCAGAACUUUCUGGAGCCUGAGACCGGUCUAAAGGUUCUCCAGAGUGUCACCGAACAGACGGAAGAGGGGAAGUCAUCAUUGCCCCUGGCGACCAGAGUCCAGCCCGGCUCCCGCUGGGUGUUUGCCACGCUGGUGUCCAUGGCGUGCAUCGGCGGCAUCCUGGUGGCGGCCAUGACCAUCGCCUGCCUGCGGCGCCACGCCCACCGCCUGGCUGCCAAGAAGCUUGGCCUGGGCCCGGACGGCGGCGGCUUCACCCACCAGGAAUACCAGGAUCUGUGUCGGCAGCACAUGGCCUCCAAAGGCGCCUUUGGCCGGCUGGAGGCCGCCGCCCUAGGCGCGGUGGGCGGGGCCGGCGGCGCGGCGGGGGCCGCGGCCGGCGCGGUGGGCGGGGCCGGUGUGGCGGGCGGAGUCGGGCCAGACUCCAGGGUGAGCAGCGUGUCGUCCCAGUUCAGCGACGGCGCCCAGCCCAGUCCCAGCUCCCACAGCAGCACGCCGUCCUGGUGCGAGGAGCCGGCGCAGGCCAACAUGGACAUCUCAACGGGUCACAUGAUCCUGGCCUACAUGGAGGACCACCUGCGGAACAAGGACCGGCUGCUGAAGGAGUGGGCCGCUCUCUGCUCCUACCAGGCAGAACCCAGCGCCGUCUCCGUGGCCCAGAGCGACGCCAACGCCAAGAAGAACCGCUGCCCUGACUCGGUGCCCUAUGACCACUCCAGGGUGAAGCUGAAGGCCGACAGCAACCCAUCUCGCUCCGACUACGUCAACGCCAGCACCAUCAUUGAACACGACCCCAGGAUGCCGGCCUACAUCGCAACCCAGGGCCCCCUGUCACACACCAUCUCUGACUUCUGGCAGAUGGUUUGGGAGAAUGGCUGCACAGUGAUUGUGAUGAUGACUGCUCUGGUGGAGGAUGGGGAGAAGCAGUGUGACCGCUACUGGCCAGAUGAAGGCUCCUCCCUCUACCACAUCUACGAGGUGAACCUGGUGUCGGAGCACAUCUGGUGUAACGACUUCCUGGUGCGCAGUUUCUACCUGAAGAACGUGCAGACGCAGGAGACGCGCACGCUCACGCAGUUCCACUUCCUCAGCUGGCCAGCGCAGGGAAUCCCCACCUCCACGCGCCCCCUGCUGGACUUCCGCAGGAAGGUGAAUAAAUGCUACCGCGGACGCUCCUGCCCCAUCAUCGUUCACUGCAGCGACGGCACUGGGCGGACCGGGACGUACAUCCUGAUCGACAUGGUUCUGAACCGCAUGGCUAAAGGCGUCAAGGAGAUCGACAUCGCCGCUACGCUGGAGCACGUCCGGGACCAGCGGCCCGGGAUGGUCCGCACCAAGGACCAGUUUGAGUUUGCUCUGACGGCAGUUGCAGAGGAGGUGAACGCCAUCCUCAAGGCAUUGCCCCAGUGACCCCUGGACGACCCCCGGCACCGACUCAGGAUGAUCUAGGCGAUGUGUUCAGGAGCAUUCAGGAGAACCUGCGUGAAAUGUGCAUGUGAAUGCACCACAAGCUUUACCCACCCAGACAGCUGGUGUUGUGUUGUAGCUGAACCUGCAGAGGCGGAUCCGCUCCAGGUUUUCUCUGCUGCUCAUGGACCCCGCCCCCCCUGUGCAUUUCCUGUCUAUGUAGUGUUACCCUCCAGCAAGAGAAAACUAUAAAAAUAAAUCUGAUUUUGUAAGUGUGACUUUAAAUAAAUCUGUGUUGCA